Molecule: messenger RNA, 1883 nt
Organism: Vitis vinifera (wine grape)
Lineage: Eukaryota; Viridiplantae; Streptophyta; Magnoliopsida; Vitales; Vitaceae
Product: cytochrome P450 81Q32
Exons: 4
Coding region: 1-1830 (609 amino acids)
Molecular function (GO): oxidoreductase activity, acting on paired donors, with incorporation or reduction of molecular oxygen; iron ion binding; heme binding
Source: RefSeq, a predicted model, not a curated record
AUGCUCAUGAAAACUGCUGAUGGGCCUGACCAGGCAUGCAUCCCACCUGUCACUCUCUCAUCAUCGUCUAGUAGACUACUUAGGGCUAGGAACCAGCCCAAAGCUAGUAGCAUGCACACCGAAGUGGGCCUGCGUGUGGAUUCAGGUGCCAGGCCUAGGAAGCUGCCACAUAAACCUCACAUGAAACCUCAUCGAUCAGGUGCGGCUGGCCAAUGGACAAGGGGAAUUCUCAAGUCCGCACAGCUUGCAUUCAGCUGCAUGGUAGUGCCGAGGAAAGAAAGGGGAUUCAGUUCAGCUUUAUCGAGGGAAAAGAGAAGGCAUAACAUGUUGUACACAGCUCUUUUUAUUUUCUGUUUGAUUCUGUUGAAGGUGUUUGUACGAGGAAGAAGACGACAUAGAAACCUUCCACCAAGUCCUCCUCCUCUUCCGAUUAUAGGUCAUCUUCAUCUUGUUAGAGGAGGAGGACUUCAUCGAACUUUUCGAAGCCUUUCUGAAAAGUAUGGUCCCAUCUUGUUUCUCCAGCUCGGGUGGCAACCGACAGUCAUUGUUUCAUCUCCGUCAGUGGUGGAAGAAUGCUUCACCAAAAACGAUAUUGUUUUGGCAAACCGUCCUCUCUUCCUCCUGGGCAAGUACCUUGGCUACAACUUUACGGCUCUGGCUUGGGCGGGAUAUGGAGACCAUUGGCGCAACCUUCGUCGCCUUAGUACACUUGAGGUCUUCUCCCCCAGUCGACUUGACUUGAUUGUGGGCAUCCAGAAAGAUGAAGUUAAAUGUCUACUGCAAAGGCUAUCUCCGGACUCGAGGGAUGGGUUUGGCAAGGUAGAGUUGAAAUCUAAGUUUUCAGAGUUAACGUUUAAUAUCAUAACGAGAGCGGUUGCAGGGAAGCGUUUUUAUGGAGAAGACGUGGAUGCUGAGGUGUCACUCAAUUUUCGGAAUCUUAUAAACGAGAUAUUUCAAUCUGCUGAGGCAACUAAUCCCGCAGAUUUACUACCCAUAUUUCGAUGGAUUGAUUAUCAGGGUUUUGAGAGGAAGAUGAUUGAGGUUAGUGGAAAGUCAGAUGUGUUUAUGCAGGGCUUGAUCGAUGAGCACCGAAGUGACAGAAGCUCUUUGGAAAGUAGAAACACCAUGAUUGACCAUCUCCUUUCCCUGCAAAAAUCCCAACCAGAGUACUACACAGAUGACAUCAUCAAAGGGCUUAUUAUGGUCCUGAUUCUCGCCGGAACUGAGACAUCUGCAACAACGACGGAAUGGGCAAUGGCUCUUUUGCUCAACCAUCCAAAUUCGUUGAAAAAAGCAAUCGCAGAAAUAGACGAUCGAGUCGGCCAAGAACGAAUAAUGGACGAAACCGAUCUCCCCAACCUGCCUUACCUUCAAAAUAUCGUAAGGGAGACCCUGAGACUGUACCCACCAGGGCCAUUGCUAGUGCCCCAUGUAUCCUCUGAGGAAUGUGAAAUAGGGGGAUACCAUAUACCAAAACACACAAUGGUGAUGGUCAAUGCAUGGGCCAUUCAAAGGGACCCUAAACUAUGGCCCGAUGCCACAAGUUUUCGGCCAGAGAGAUUUGAGACUGGGAAAGCAGAGACUUACAAGUUCCUACCAUAUGGAGUAGGAAGGAGAGCUUGUCCUGGAGCAAGCAUGGCGAACCGACUGAUUGGACUGACGUUAGGGACCUUGAUUCAGUGUUAUAGCUGGGAGAGGGUUAGCGACAAGGAAGUUGAUAUGAGUGGGGCCGAAGGACUCACCAUGCCAAAGAAGACUCCGCUGGAGGCCAUGUGUAAACCACGUGAUGUCCUCAAAAAGGUUUUUGAAGGGUAUAAAACUGUCUUGUAGGCGUUAUGAUGAGUUCUGAAUUUUAUGCGUUGAAUGUCAUAUACAAUAAAUAU